This is a messenger RNA of Aureobasidium musti, 2046 nucleotides long. NCBI's taxonomy places the organism in Eukaryota, Fungi, Ascomycota, Dothideomycetes, Dothideales, Saccotheciaceae. The record is from the annotation of a GenBank genome assembly.
AUGUCGGAAGAACCACCUGCAAAACGCGUCCGAAAGGGCACCAGAAGUUGUCAAGAAUGUCGACAUCGAAAAAUUCGGUGUAUCUGGCCGUCCGACAAUGCUCAAGUCUGUCAAAGCUGCGCGACCAGAAACCGCACAUGUGAACUGCAGCUUGAGGUCAUCCAGACUGCUGAGACCAAGUUGACUUCUCGAGCCCGCAUCGACGCCUUAGAGAAGGCAGUGAAUGACUUGUGGAAUGCCAUCGGCCAGAGUCCUCCGGUUCGUUCAGCUGGGUCGCGUUCAGAUAGUCGGCCUACUAUCGGCCGUCUCGAUAACCAACAAAGUCCUGAUUCCUCCAAUCCCUCAUCACCGGCGCAUCCACCAACACAUCUGCUUCGUCUUCUCGACAAUGACCUGCUAGACUCAAAUGGACAUGAGACCACGACGCCCUCCACUCGGAUUUCCACUUCCACCAUGUCCAAGGAAUCGGCUGCUCUACUAGAACUACUACCAUCGCGUGAGGACAUGGUCACCAUCGCCGCAAACUCUUCGUCCUGGCUCUCAUGGUACAAAGUCCUAUUUUCUCUAAAUCUUGCCAUGGGUGCUGGUUCUGUGAUGCUGGAGAACUAUGACAUGGUCAAACGAUCCGUAACGCAUCCAGUGCCCAUCGCCACGCUUUUGCUAGCUGUGGCUUUGACUGUCCAACAGGCUCCAGACGCGACGAGUAUGCUGCCAAGUAUACCUGACUCGGCUGCCUUCAUCAAGGACGUUUCCAAUCUUGUGGAGAAGGUUGUGAUCUCGAACGAUGAUCUACUUGCGGAUCUUGAGGGAAUUCGAUGUGGCAUGCUAUUCAUACGACUCCAACUCGGCCGAGCAAGGGUAAGAAAGACGUGGCUCACUCUUCGGCGAGUCAUUGCCGUCGCCGAACUCAUCGGCUUGCCGAGAGCUGCAAUAAGUUUACAACUCAAUGCAGAGCCUCAAUCUCGACCAGAUCACGUCCAAAAUGAACAAUACCGUGAAGAUGCCCAAGUUGAUCAACAAGAGAAGGCCGAAGUUUGGGAGUCUAUCUGUGCAAUAGAUCGAAUUAUCUCGAUGAUGUGGUCUCUCCCUGUGGCUACCUCUAGCUUCCCGCUUCCUGUACGGUCAAUCGUCGACAGUCAAGGCGAAGUCAUCUUGCAGGCAUUUAUUCAUAGACUCGCCAACAUUGCCAGCAAGGUCCUAGAGCUCGAUGGCGUGUAUAUGCAGGACAAACCCGUGCCAGACUUGCUGAGUGCUGUCAUGUCUACUGACCAAGAACUACAGGAAGUGGCCAAAGCCCCAAUGCAAUCGUGGUGGGUAGAAUCCCCAUCGUCUUUGUCUCCGGCAGCCUUGUUCCAACAUUGGUAUUCCUACUUGGUCAUACGCACUCAUCUCCGACUGGCGCUUGCCUAUGAUCAUGACCAGAGAUUUCUCUACAACUUCAUCUCCUGCUUGAGUGCCUGCCAAGAGCAUACCAAGCGGUAUGUCUCACUGCGACCUCUUCUACCGGCAGGCUUNUUUGCAAAUUCCAUCAUCGACCUUCAAGCGUUCUCGGCCAUGGUAUUCCUAAUGCUAUCUGCAAACAAAGCCACAGCGGCUUCCCAGCAUAUCAUGACUCCUCAGCAGACCCACUCUCUGGUUGAUGAAGCUGUUCAGGCUAUGGAACGAGCUUCAAGCCGCACUGGGAGUCAGUCUGCUUUGCAUGGACUGGAAGCCAUCAAGAGUUUGCGGUCUUUGAUUGAGCAGCCCAAUUCCGCCGAGCCACAAAAAGCCAGUCUGCUCCUCCCUAUGAUUGGAAGAAUCCACGUAGCUCGCAAAUCUGCUAGGAGCGGGCAGCAACACCAGUCGACGCAGCUCACUAGCAACAGAGGAGCCGAAUUUUCGCUUCAAGAUCCACCUGCCAGUUAUCCUUCCGAUAUGACGGGGUCAAACUAUUUGAGCCCCGAGAUUUUGAACACCCUUUCCUACUCUAUGGAAGUACCGGAAGAUUAUCUUUUCUUUACCGAUCAGAGUUUUGGGACUGAGCAGUGGAUGUCAUGGGGUAAUUGA